AUGUACACGAUUGGAAACAUCUACGUGAUCGCCGCCGUCGCGGUGGUCGGAGGUGCUCUAUUCGGUUUCGAUAUCAGUUCCAUGUCAGCUAUCAUUUCGACACAAGCCUACCUGUGCUACUUCAACCAAGGCCCGUAUUAUCUUGAGACCGAUGGAAAGUGUUCUGGCCCAACUGCCGACGUCCAAGGUGGUAUCACUGCUUCUAUGCCCGGCGGGUCUUUUAUCGGUGCGCUGGUUUCUGGUUAUAUCUCGGAUAACCUAGGCCGCAAGAGAGCCAUCCAAGUCGGUGCUGUUAUUUGGUGCAUUGGUUCAAUCCUAGUCUGUGCUUCUAAUGGGCUUGCCAUGCUUAUUGUAGGCCGGUUCAUCAACGGCUUCUCGGUGGGAAUCUGCUCUGCUCAAGUUCCUGUCUACAUCACGGAGAUCGCGCCGCCCUCCAAGCGUGGAAGGCUGGUCGGCUGCCAACAAUGGGCAAUCACCUGGGGCAUCUUGAUAAUGUUCUAUAUCUCCUACGGCUGUUCUUUUAUCGACGGAACUGCUGCGUUUCGAAUUCCAUGGGGUCUUCAGAUGCUCCCCGCCAUAUUCCUCUUCACUGCUAUGCUCUUCCUGCCAGAAUCUCCAAGAUGGCUCGCCAAGAAUGACCGUUGGGAUGAGGCCAUAUACGUGCUUGCCUUGACCCAUGCCAACGGGGAUCAGACAUCACCGUGGGUCGUUAAAGAGAUGGCCGAAAUCCGCGAGGUGGUCGAAUUCGAGCGUGCCAACGCAGAUGUUACAUAUCUGGAGCUUUUCAAGCCUAAGAUGAUUAACCGCACACACAUCGGUGUGUUCACACAGAUCUGGUCCCAGCUUACCGGAAUGAAUGUGAUGAUGUACUAUAUCACCUAUGUAUUCACCAUGGCAGGGUUGGGUGAGAACGUCUUACUCCCAUCAUCAAUCCAAUACAUCAUCAACGUUAUUAUGACCGUGCCUGCACUUCUCUGGGUAGAUCGAUGGGGACGUCGCCCAACCAUGCUUAUUGGCGCCUUUAUGAUGAUGAUCUUUAUGUUCACCAACGCCGGCCUACUCGCUACCUACGGCAAGACACCAGAGCCAGGACAGUUCGCCUCAGAAGCAGAAUCCAUCUCGAUCACCGGUCCACCCGCCAAAGCUGUCAUCGCCUGCACGUACUUGUUCGUCGCUUCAUAUGCGCCAACCUGGGGCCCCGUUUCUUGGAUUUAUCCACCAGAACUGUAUCCCCUCCGUGUUAGAGGCAAGGCCGUUGCAUUGGCAACAAGCUGCAACUGGCUUUUCAAUUUCGCCCUCUCGUACUUCGUCCCACCUGCGUUUGCCAAUAUUCGCUGGAAGGUUUAUAUCCUUUUCGGAGUGUUCCUUGCUGCGAUGUUCAUCCAUGUUUUCUUCCUAUUCCCGGAAACGAGCCAAAACUCCCUUGAGGAGGUUGAGCAGAUCUUCGACUAUAGCACUCCUGGCACCGUCAAAUAUAUUGGAACGCCCGCUUGGAAGACCCAUGUCAAUAAGCACAAUAGACGCAUGGAAAAGGGCGAGAUGGAUAUGGAGGAGAAGGUGGGAAGUGGAGCAGCUCGUCACGUUGAAAAUGAUUCGAAUGAGUCCCGCGAUGACAAGGAAAUCGAGGCAGCAACGAACUAA
Molecule: messenger RNA, 1641 nt
Organism: Venustampulla echinocandica
Lineage: Eukaryota; Fungi; Ascomycota; Leotiomycetes; Helotiales; Pleuroascaceae
Product: putative high-affinity glucose transporter
Exons: 5
Coding region: 1-1641 (546 amino acids)
Biological process (GO): transmembrane transport; carbohydrate transport
Cellular component (GO): membrane
Molecular function (GO): carbohydrate:proton symporter activity
Source: RefSeq, a predicted model, not a curated record